This is a messenger RNA of Bombina bombina (fire-bellied toad), 1840 nucleotides long. RefSeq names its product circularly permutated Ras protein 1. The transcript is spliced from 15 exons. Gene Ontology annotation, biological process: endoplasmic reticulum to Golgi vesicle-mediated transport; COPII-coated vesicle cargo loading; intracellular protein transport. The coding region runs from base 145 to 1566 and encodes 473 amino acids. Gene Ontology annotation, cellular component: COPII vesicle coat; endoplasmic reticulum exit site. Gene Ontology annotation, molecular function: zinc ion binding; SNARE binding. NCBI's taxonomy places the organism in Eukaryota, Metazoa, Chordata, Amphibia, Anura, Bombinatoridae. The record is from RefSeq and is a predicted model, not a curated record.
ACAGAUAAUUUAAGUCAGGAAAAUCCAGCGUUGUGUAAAAGCUGCUCAGCUGCCUUAUCAGACCUCAACAGUAUCUCAGAAAGCAAGACAUGGUCCUGUGUUUUUUGUAAUGUUGAAAACUCAAUUACUAACUCAGAAAAAUAUAUGAACAUGGGUGAAGAGCAGCUUCACAUCUGGGAUCCAGAAAUGCCAAUUGGGUAUAACCUAGCUGAAGACUCUAUCUUGAUAUUCUGCAUUGACAUCUCAGGGAGCAUGAGUGUGACCACAGAGAUUCCAAAUGAAACUGGCUACAACUAUGGUACGUCGGCUUGCUAUACUACAAGGAUGGAGGCUGUGAAGACUGGGUUGCUCGAAUCCUUGUACAAUCUUUAUAGACAUUGUCCUAAGAGAAGAGUGGCCCUUAUUACAUUUAGUGACAAAAUAAAAAUAUAUGGAGAUGGGACAUUAGAACCGAAAGUCCUAGAAGACUCAGAGUUGCUGGAUCCAGAUUAUCUAACAGUACAAGGGAAAUGCCAGCCCAUGCCAUGCAAACUAGAGGAGACUCUAUGUGCACUGGAGUCCAGGAUUGAACGGCUGACUGAGAACGGAGCAACAGCACUGGGGCCGGCAGCGCUGGUUGCCAUAGCAAUGGCAUCUCAGAAACCUGGAUCAAAGGUGAUUAUCUGCACAGAUGGAAGAGCUAACACUGACCUGGGUAAUCUAGAGGAUAUUACAGAGGAAUCUGCAUACAAGUCAUCCAAACUAUAUUACAGCAAUUUGGCAGAUCUGGCUUUAGAGCACAGUGUUGUAGUCUCUGUACUGACUUUGGAGGGCACUGACUGCAGAUUGGCUGAUCUGGGGCAGCUUGCUGACAGAACAGGAGGGAAGGUAAACAUUGUGCACCCAUUACACUUGGCCAAUGAAUUCCAAUCUAUUUUGGAAGAAGAAAUUACUGCUACUAAUGUCAAAGUGAAGGUGUAUCUACCCAACACAAUGUACUUUCUGUACAAAGAUCAUACAGAGCCAUUGCUUGAACAAACUAUUGGCGUCACCACUUCCGACACAGUUAUGACUCUAGAGUUUGGCAUCCAGUCAUCCAAGGUUCAGGAGGUGCUACGCUAUUCCCAGCUUCCCAUACAAGUGCAGUUAACCUUCUCACUUAUGGAUGGAAGGAAAGGGCACCGCAUUAUAAGCCAGAGGAGGCCUGUGACCAAUGACAGCUCUGCUGCACUGGAGUCUAUUAGUGUGAGUGUCCUUCAGAUCCACAGUGCUCAGUUGAGUGCUCAACUUGUUAUGGAAGGACACGUGGAAGAGGCCACUAAGGUGGCACUAGCAUUGAAAGACCUCAUUGAUGAAGUUUUGAAACAGCAGGCGGACAAUGGCAACAGUCAGAUAGUCUAUGGAGAAUGGGAAAAUGCUAUGUCCCCAAUCUAUGAAGAUCUCAGUAUGUAUAUGCAGAAAACUGAUGAAGAAAAGAACACAAGGAACAAUGUAAUAAAGUCAUUGACAGAUGAGAUGGCAUCCAUGAUGUUUCAUCUGAAGAAAGCCAGACAGAAGGUACUGAACAAGCUGAAACACACAGAGUAAAGCAUAGAAGAGGGGAUGCUGAUUACAUCUUAUUGCAAAGAGCAGAACUAUUUAAAAGGGAGUGACCUGUGUUAGGAACGUCUAUAUUUAGUGGGGACCACCUGGCAUGAAAUCUAAACUGCUAGAUUGGUGUCUAUAUUUUUCCUGAAUUGUUAACAUGUUUACAUCUUUAUGUCAUUUUGUAAAGUAUAUUCAAAUAAACUAUACACAUUUAUUAACACCUAAAUUAAAAAUAAAUGAGCUGUUUGUCAGCAGGUAGAACAGUAUUACACUA